CACACACACAUACAGCUGGAAUAUUUCAAUAUCCUUUAUUUGGCUGCUCCCACACGAGAUUAGGUGGGUUGAAAACAAAAUAAAGGCAGCACAAUGCGCUCUGAGUGAUGACGCGCAGUCCGACUUGCAUUUGUUAUUCAUGAAGUUUAAAACAGCACCCACAAGUGUCGAUCAAUCUCCUCCAGUUUGUGUGCCCACUCCACUCGUGCGUCAGCGAGUGCGCACGGCGUCCAGCGAAUGCCGCUGCUGCUCUCAGAGCCUCACUCAACAGGCAUUUACGCACACUUGCACGUCUGGAUCAGUCGCCUGCCGACGAGAAAUUAUACGGGAGACAUCAUUCGGAUGGGAUGGCUAUGUUUAGUUAUGCUUGUGGUCCUGUUGCGCACCGUGGUACCUAAAUCUCUGCAGUCCCAUUUUGUCCCGCGUCUGUCUUGGUAGCUCCAUUUUUUUUUCUUUUUGGAAAGGAGACAAGAAUGGCAGCUUCCCACAACGGAUCGAACCUUACAUCAAACUACACGAACCAGUUUGUGCAGCCGCCGUGGCGCGUCGCCCUCUGGUCCGUCGCCUACAGCUCGGUGCUGGCCGUGGCCGUGUUCGGCAAUCUUAUCGUCAUUUGGAUCAUUUUGGCUCAUAAACGCAUGAGGACGGUGACCAACUACUUUCUCCUCAACUUGGCCUUCUCGGACGCCUCCAUGGCCGCCUUCAACACUUUGAUCAACUUCGUCUACGCGACCCAUGGGGAGUGGUACUUUGGGGAGGCUUACUGCAAAUUCCACAACUUCUUUCCGGUCACGUCCGUGUUUGCCAGCAUUUACUCCAUGACUGCAAUCGCCGUGGACAGGUACAUGGCCAUUAUCCACCCACUAAAGCCUCGUUUGUCAGCCAAGGCCACCACCGGAGUCAUUGCCUGCAUCUGGAGUCUGGCCGUGGUUCUGGCCUUUCCUCUCUGCUACUUCUCCAGAAUUCGAGUUCUGCCUCGCAGGACCUUGUGCUUUGUGGCGUGGCCCCGUGUGGAAGACGACCCUGUCAUGUACCACAUCAUAGUGACGGUGCUGGUCUAUGUGCUGCCUUUGGUGGUGAUGGGCAUCACCUAUUCUAUUGUGGGAGUCACACUGUGGGGAGGGGAGAUACCUGGAGAUUCGUCUGACAACUAUCACGGACAACUGCGAGCUAAGAGAAAGGUGGUGAAGAUGAUGAUCAUCGUCCUGGUGACCUUUGCACUCUGCUGGCUGCCCUAUCAUAUCUACUUCAUUGUAACGGGCCUCAACAAGCAUCUGGUCAAGUGGAAGUCCAUCCAGCAAGUUUACCUGUCUGUGCUGUGGCUGGCCAUGAGCUCCACCAUGUACAAUCCUAUUAUCUAUUGUUGCCUGAACAGCAGGUUUCGUGCUGGCUUCAAGCGAGCUUUUCGCUGGUGCCCUUUCAUCAAGGUGUCCAGCUACGACGAGUUGGAACUUCGCGCGACCCGGCAGCACCCCAUGCGGCAGAGCAGCAUGUACACGCUCUCCAGAAUGGACACCACCAUGGUCGUGGUUUACGACUCUGCCGAUGGUGAUGGCAGCGGCUCCGGAAGGAAGUGGUCACUAUCCUCCAGGAAGAAAAGCUACAUCACGUCUCGCCACACAACUGCCUCAUGCAGCAUUGGAAGCAUAAAAACCCCAAAUGGCGGCACCGCGACUCCUCAAACUGAGCAAUUCUCUUGAGUGGUACUGUAAUUUCUUGAGAAUACCACGCGCUUGUAUUAAUAGUGCAUACAAGUGUGUUAUACGCCCCCCCCCCUCCAUUGCCUCAUCAAAAGCUGAUUAUCCAUUGUACUCAACUAUCAGCUGCAUCACUGAUUUGCUGGGAUCCAUUAUCAAGAAGUGUUUUGUGAGUUUGGAAUUUCUUGCCAUCAGGCUUUUUUUUUUUUUUUUUCGUAAAAAAGUCGUUGCCUUACCUUGUUCACAGUUUAGGCAACACUCAAUCCUUCCUCUGAGUUGUGGCCAUUUCCUGGUGUGAGAUGAAAGCCCUCUUAACGUCACAGAAACAAAAAAAAAAUAAAUAGAAAUUCCAGAUGUGUGGCAAGUGAUGGCCAAGCAUUUGUUUGUUUUUUUUUUGCACAAAAUGUGUGUUAUUCUCAAGAAAUUACAGUUUGUAAAUACACGAAGAAACACUGACAGGCUUGUGAAAAUGUUGCACACUUGCAUGAUUCAUUAUCGGUACAAUCAAAAGUGUGUUUUACAUUUUACCCACAACUCAUAGCUCAAAUAUAACUGCACAUGAGUGCAUAAAAUUUGCCUCUUAUCAGAUUGAGUGCCUGCCGCAACGUUGAACUCCUGCUCAGCAAAAACCUUGGCCACUAAUUACCAUCAAAAUGUUAAUUAUGCCUCUAUUUUGGGAACGUCUCAACCCCGUGAUUCCAAUUAUUUGUUUGUUCUGCUUGAAUUUACACAAUCAAAACACUUCGCAUGCUUGACUGACAUGAUAUUCUCAGCGGGUUGAAUCCGACAAUCGGUCGUGGCGAUUGUAAAUACUGUAUGUAGGUAUGUCCAUGUUUAUUUUCCAGCCAUACGAAACUGUGAACUUUAUUUGACGUGUGGGACUACUGUGUUUCUCGUAAGAAAUGAAUGUCGAGUCACAACUGUUGAAUUCAUUAGCAGGUUUCUUUACAUGUAAAUGAAGGUGAAAAAGACGAAGAAUAUGUGGAGCUUUUAAACUGCUGUCUUUUUUUUUCGUUUAAAAAAAAAAAAAAAGCAGAGGGAGAAAAUAACCGGACCUUCACACAAACAUCAUUCUACUGUGCUCUGUGUACGCUGUGAUAUCAUUUUGAACCCAUCAAUUCUGAAGGUUCACAAUCAAAUGAAAAGAAUCAAGAAUGAAACCGUGCCAUGCAAUUUGAUACACGUUCUGCUCGGUCUCUGCACAAAGUAAGAAAGGAAAGCCUCUAUGUGCUGUAUCUGUUUUUUUCUGCGAUAAAUAGAUUAAAAUUCACGUUAAAAUAAAGAAAUACGUUACCAGUAAUGUUAGAGUUAAAAAGAUAGUUAUUGUUUUAAACCCUUUCAUAUACUAGAUGCACACUGCAAAAGGAGUUACAGAAAAAAAUAGUUUAUUGUUCUUGCUGUUGUCAAGCCCUUCAUUUGAGUUCUGAAUGUUAUGAGACUUCUUGAAAGUAUAGGCACCAGAAUGUGAAGUCAAAUGUAUUUAUGUUUCACGUUUUGUUUUUAUUUUCUUUGAAUGUGAUUUGAUGUUUUGUUUGAAUGUUGAAGUAUACUGUGUGUCUUUCUGUGGUAAUUGUUUUUUUUGUUUGUUUUUGUUUUGUCCUGGAUGAUAUUGUGUUUUAUACAUUGCAAUAGUUGAUUUUUAAAAAUCAUGGCAUUUUACUUUACAGCAAGCACUGCCUUCACUUUUGCUUUUUUAAAAAUCCAUUUUUCAUUUUAAUGACUAAAUACUGUCAUAGAUUAAUAAUAACAGGUCAUAAUUUUUAAUUAGUGCUGGUACCCACAGAGAACAGUGAAUACUUUUCGAUGUACUGUAAACCACACAAUGUGUUUAUUACACCACAAGCGUUAUAUUUUCAAUAUUAUGACUUCAAAUAACAUCCACAUUCUUUAAUCAUUUUUGCCUGAAAUAUAUUUCUCAGCAUUUCAUCAUUGUACAUUCUUCAUGGUACUCAAGGCAAAAAUUAAAAGUGUAUGACCCC
Messenger RNA from Hippocampus comes (tiger tail seahorse), 3676 nucleotides. RefSeq names its product tachykinin receptor 3a (gene tacr3a). The transcript has 5 exons. NCBI's taxonomy places the organism in Eukaryota, Metazoa, Chordata, Actinopteri, Syngnathiformes, Syngnathidae. Gene Ontology annotation, biological process: G protein-coupled receptor signaling pathway; positive regulation of flagellated sperm motility. Gene Ontology annotation, cellular component: plasma membrane; sperm midpiece. The coding region runs from base 474 to 1700 and encodes 408 amino acids. Gene Ontology annotation, molecular function: tachykinin receptor activity. The record is from RefSeq and is a predicted model, not a curated record.